Messenger RNA from Boleophthalmus pectinirostris (great blue-spotted mudskipper), 1356 nucleotides. RefSeq names its product transmembrane protein 50A (gene tmem50a). NCBI's taxonomy places the organism in Eukaryota, Metazoa, Chordata, Actinopteri, Gobiiformes, Gobiidae. The record is from RefSeq and is a predicted model, not a curated record. Gene Ontology annotation, biological process: late endosome to vacuole transport via multivesicular body sorting pathway; protein targeting to vacuole. The coding region runs from base 452 to 934 and encodes 160 amino acids. The transcript is spliced from 7 exons.
UAUACUAUAUAAAACAAAUGGAGUCUUAACUUCUGAGACAAGAAAUGUAGCAAAAAGAGCGAGAUGCGCAGAUAAAUAAUUCUCUGAAGUCCGAUGCCCCUAAAGGCAUCAAUGGGUACGUCCCAUGUAUGACCGAAUGGCGCCUUGAUGUUUCAAUUCCGUGAUACCUUAGCUAUCAGUAUUGUAAACUGAGAAGAAACUACCAUAGAGGGGAGAUACAUGUAGUUUCAUACUUGCUAUAUCUUCUAAAUGGCGGUGAUUUACAGUUUAUACCUUGAGGCUUUUAGGCUUUGAGGACACACGUCAACAUAAAUCGGAUGUGCCCAGUAUCAACAGGUUUGUAGGCUUGGUGUGGCUGCAUUGCGCAUGCGCAUGACUGAGCUCUUUUCGGAAGGAAAAUCGGUAUUUACCAAGGGGUCCAGAUAAAAGAAAAGACAAGGAUAAAAGAAACAUGUCCGGAUUCUUGGAUGGGAUCCGCUGCGGGGACUGUGAAUGCAACGUGGACUGGGGUGAAAGACGGAACACCAUCGCAUCUGUAGGUGCUGGCGUCUUGUUUUUCACAGGUUGGUGGAUCAUAAUUGAUGCAGCUGUAAAGUAUCCAAAUGAGGGGGACUUUCACCAUGCUUAUCACACAUGUGGAGUCAUAGCUACAGUGGCCUUUCUAAUGAUCAAUGCUGUUUCUAAUGGCCAAGUGAGAGGUGACAGUUAUAGUGAUGGUUGCAUAGGACAGACAGGUGCUCGUGUGUGGCUCUUCAUUGGCUUCAUGUUGGCUUUUGGUUCACUCAUUGCCUCCAUGUGGAUUCUGUUUGGAGGAUUUGUAGUGCCCCAAAAGCCUAUUGUCUACCCUGGCAUUGCCAUAUUCUUUCAAAAUGCUUUCAUUUUCUUUGGGGGUUUGGUCUUCAAAUUUGGACGCACAGAAGACCUGUGGCAGUAACAUACGAAAGAUCUGAAUGUUAAGUUGUGUGCGACAUGCUUUAGAUCUAAUUCACAUUUAUUCAGCAUUGCUCUCUCACUGUGUAUUAUUUAUAUUUUCUUCUGUAUGUAAUAUUUUCAGAUGUAGUUGUGUUCCCAAACUGACAUGCCCUGCGUUUAUAUUUGCAUAAAACAUUCAUGCUAUUGAAUACUCUCAUGUGUCUUUGGGGAAAUAUUUUUAUUACAGUGCAAAAUGUAAAAUCAUUAUUUUCUAACAUGUAUGCUAAGUUGAAUUUAUCUCCUAAAAUAACACUAACAUUCUAAAGCAUAUAGGGGCAACAGGGAAUUAAAACAAUGUAAAGAAUUGUUUGUCUACUUUUGACUAGAAUAUCCAUCUAUUCAUUUGUUGUUGUUUUUUUUACUAUAAUAAAUGACAUUACAGGA